This is a messenger RNA of Macadamia integrifolia, 3297 nucleotides long. Its product is annotated as amidophosphoribosyltransferase, chloroplastic-like. Gene Ontology annotation, molecular function: amidophosphoribosyltransferase activity. Gene Ontology annotation, cellular component: cytoplasm. The transcript is spliced from 2 exons. Gene Ontology annotation, biological process: purine nucleobase biosynthetic process; purine nucleotide biosynthetic process. The record is from RefSeq and is a predicted model, not a curated record. The coding region runs from base 330 to 2090 and encodes 586 amino acids. NCBI's taxonomy places the organism in Eukaryota, Viridiplantae, Streptophyta, Magnoliopsida, Proteales, Proteaceae.
AUCAUAAUUCAUAAUGAACGGCUUGAUUCGUGAACCCACACUCCAGAGUUUUGUUAUCACCAGAACUCUGGACGAAUCAAAACAGUACUUCCACCCGCCUCCCCUGAAAAGGUUAUUUAUUUUUCGUAAUUUCAGUAACCGCUAAACUUUCUCUUUGAUUUUUCCAUAUAUUCACCGCUUUCCAUUUUCAAACUUUCUGUCGCCUACAAAAAUCCCCCAAAAUCCCUCUUUUCCCUCACCACCCCAAAUCGCAAGGACGGCCUUUGUUUAUCUCUUCACUGCCUCUCCCUUUCUGUGUGUAGUUUCUGUUUCUGUUUUGUAAAAAUUCCAUGGCUGCUACCCAUCUCUCUUCGUCUUCUUCCCUAGAGAAGACCCAUCUUGUUUCCCCCUACCCAUCUCAAAAUCUCGUUUCUUUCUCUCCUAAAACCCUUCAAAACCCCUUCUUUUCUCCCAAACCAUCCUGUUCUCAAUCCCUCUCGCAAACCCAGAAAACUUUUCUUAAGCUCUCGUCCAAAAACCCCAUCUCCGAUUUAAUCUCUUUUGAACACAACCCAAGUAAGCCUUUCAUCCGUUCUGAUGAUGACGAUAAGCCCCGAGAAGAAUGCGGCGUUGUGGGUAUAUAUGGAGACCCUGAAGCCGCCAAGCUCAGUUAUCUAGCCCUCCACGCCCUCCAACAUCGUGGGCAAGAAGGCGCUGGAAUCGUCUCCGUCAAUAAUGACAAGCUCCAAUCCAUCACCGGAGUUGGCCUUGUUUCUGAGGUCUUCAACGAAUCCAAGCUGGGUCAACUACCUGGCGAUUCCGCAAUUGGGCAUGUUCGAUACUCCACCGCAGGCUCUUCUAUGCUCAAGAACGUUCAACCCUUCGUCGCUGGGUACCGUUUUGGCUCUGUCGGUGUUGCCCAUAAUGGAAAUUUGGUGAAUUAUCGAUCUCUAAGAGCGACCCUUGAAGACAAAGGUUCCAUCUUCAAUACCAGCUCUGAUACAGAGGUUGUUCUUCACUUGAUUGCAACGUCAAAAGUUCGCCCUUUCUUUCUCAGGAUCGUUGAAGCCUGUGAGCAGCUCAAAGGAGCAUAUUCGAUGGUAUUCAUCACAGAAGACAAGCUUGUUGCAGUGCGUGACCCAUAUGGGUUUCGUCCUCUGGUCAUGGGAAAGAGAAGUAAUGGUGCAAUCGUGUUUGCUUCGGAGACAUGUGCGCUUGACCUCAUAGAAGCAACCUAUGAGCGUGAGGUUAAUCCAGGCGAAGUGCUGGUGGUCGACAAAAGUGGAGUGAAAUCGCUAUGCUUGUUGUCUCACAAGGAGCAGAAGUCCUGUAUCUUUGAGCAUAUCUAUUUUUCUCUACCAAGUUCUGUGGUAUUCGGUCGAUCAGUCUAUGAAUCUCGUCAUGCUUUUGGGCAGAUACUGGCCACUGAAGCGGCCGUAGAUUGUGAUGUUGUGAUAGCUGUGCCGGAUUCCGGUGUGGUUGCGGCUCUUGGGUACUCAGAGAAGGCAGGUGUUCCCUUCCAACAAGGGCUGAUAAGGUCGCACUAUGUCGGGAGGACGUUCAUUGAGCCGUCCCAGAAGAUUAGGGACUUUGGAGUGAAGCUCAAGCUUGCACCAGUCAGGGCAGUAUUGGAAGGAAAGAGAGUUGUGGUUGUGGAUGAUUCAAUUGUGAGGGGUACUACAUCUUCCAAGAUUGUUAGGAUGAUCAAGGAAUCAGGGGCCAAGGAGGUUCACAUGAGAAUUGCUAGCCCACCAAUUAUUGGGUCUUGCUAUUAUGGUGUGGAUACACCCAGCUCAGAGGAGUUGAUUUCUAAUAGGAUGUCUGUAGAGGAGGUUAGGGAGUUCAUUGGGUCGGACUCACUGGCCUUCUUGCCUCUCAAGAGCUUGAAGAAGUUGCUUGGCCAUGAAUCUCCAAACUAUUGUUAUGCUUGCUUCUCUGGGGAGUACCCUGUUCUUCCUAAUGAAGUUAUGGUGAAAAGGGUGGGUAAUUUUGUGGAUGAUGGUUUGCAUGGAAGUUUAGAAUCAAUAGAUGGAGGUUGGGUUACUGCAGCUAAAAAUCUGACAGGGGGGAAGCUUAAUGGACCAAGAAGUGUUCCUCUGUCAUCCUCAUGAUGAAGAUUUUUUUCUUUCUUUUUCCUUUUAAUGGGAAAUAUACAGUCAUCAAUGGCUGUAAAUGUCUGCCCCUGCCACACUAAUCCCCUGUACUGUUCCCCGACACCCUCCUAACGCCAUCUGAAGGCAGUCUCGCUUGAGUGUGGCUGAAGAAAAACUGUCCCUUUUCUUAUUGGUUGAUGCAAAUAGUUAGGUAUCUUCUAAAAAGUCAAAAUUCCACACACAAUGUGUUCUGCUUCAGUUUUUUAAUUUCUUACAUUUCUUUUCAUCAUUUUACAUCCAACCAGAUGGAACCUGGGUAAUUAGAUUGAAAGUAACUCCUUGUUACUGGUUUAAUUUUCUCUUUUGUCCUCUAUUGUGUGGCCUUCACUUUUGUUCUAGAUUUGUGCUAUCAUUUGAUGAUCUAAUGAAGGUGUUUCUAUUUACCCUUAAAAAAAAAAAAAAUUCAUAUUUGUUUCCCUUUCCUUUAAUUCCUUAUUUGAUCUAGUCUGGUGGUUUGAAGUUCGGACUGUAUAGGGAAAAUAUAGGGAACAAGGGUUUGGGACUGCUUUUCAGUUGCACUUUCUCCUCUUUUCAUGCAUAUAUUUCAUCUAAUUGGUCAUAUGAUAUGGAAAAUAAGAAGGAUGAAAUGAAAGUAAGUAGUGACUCUGAAUAAUUCCAUACUGUGGAUGACUAAAGAAACCAAAAGCAUGGGUUCACAACUUUUAGGAUGAAGUUGCAUGAUUUACUCUAAUCCAAGAAGACCCAUGAGGAACAAGGGUUGGUCCACAGACCAAAGUGUGAACCUCAGAGUCGGUUGCAGCCAUCUGAGAUAGGUAGCUGAAAGAUUCAGUGUGGCAUUUUCUGUGGUGGGAUGUUAAAGUCAUUGAACCCUUUUGACAGCCUCAAGUGGCAUUUCUUGGAGAGUUAGUUCUCCUUCCUGCUUCCAUGACUGGGUUUAGCUUGUUUGUAUUUGCCUUACUAUUAAUUUUCUCUCAAAUAGAUUUUUAUUCACUUUAUAUGGUUCGUGGCAAUGAUGCUCCUGCUAGACUUACAUGUAUCAAUUUAUCAGGCUUCUAUGUGGUUGUUUCUGCAUUUUCAACCUGUGAAUAGGCCAUAAUUGUGUUCUUUUCCGUGUGGAUGAGCUAUCAACCUCAUUUCUCCUUUUCGCCUCGGUUCUCAAUUCUGUAACUGAAAUCGGUUCUAAUAGAUAUUACUGAUUUUUUUU